Messenger RNA from Amoebophrya sp. A25, 1170 nucleotides. The record is from the annotation of a GenBank genome assembly. NCBI's taxonomy places the organism in Eukaryota, Dinophyceae, Syndiniales, Amoebophryaceae.
CUCAUCAAUAUUAACAACAAACGCUAGUAAUUUACGAGAAUCAUAUUCAUGAAAUACUAGACCACUGGGGUCUGGGUCCGCUUAAUCUACUGCCAUGAUCCCUUCUUAAUGUUCAUCGAAUAAGGGCCGGUUACUACAAUAUUCUCGAAUUAGUCCCAUAUUCGUCUUCUUUCAAAAAAAUGCAUUCCUCGACGUUCUCGACCGCAUUCUCUAUAAUGCGGAGAGGUUCUCGCUCUUUCAUAUGUCGAAGAUACUUCUCAUCCGCAGGAGGAGGAGCUUCGUACCAGUCUCCGCAAAAAGUCGGAUUCAACGGAGGUUCUGGUACACGACAAAUUUGCGGAAAGGGUAGCAUUGGCAACAGGAGAAGGGGCGAGCUCUUCAGCUACCAACGUGAAAGCUGCAAGAAGUAUAGCGCAGAUGGCUGCAGAAUGCGAUGUGAUUUUCACGAUGCUCUUUAACACAGAAACAACCGAAGAAGUUUAUCGUGGAAAACAAGGACUCUUUCGAAAUGCGAGGUCCUCCACGAUGUUUAUCGACUGAACAACGAUAGCUCCGCAUUUUGCGAAAGCCCUUGGCGAGGAAGGUGGGAAGCUCGGGUUUCACAUCCUAGGUGCGCCGGUUUCGGAUGGAGUUGCGGGCGCAACGGUAGGAACUCUAGCCUUCAUGUAUGGCGCGAGCAGCAAGGGUGUAUUCGAAUCAGCAGGCAAACCGUUUCUGGAAAAUAUGGGCAAGACUAAGAACAUCUUUUACUGUGGCGCGAGCGGAUGAACGGGGUCCAUAGCCAAAGUAUGCAACAAUAUGGCGCUCAGUGUCCUCCAGAUGAUUUCAAUCGCGGAAGCCAUCUCGAUGGGGGUGGAAUUAGGUAUGGAGUCGGCGCUUUUAUCCAACGUGAUGAACAAAAGCAGUGCACGGUGUUGGGCAGACGACGUGGGGAAUCCAUGCCCUGGUGUACUUCCAGAUGCACCAAGUUCUCGCGACUAUAAGCGUGGUUUCAAGAUGUCCUUGAUGUUGAAAGAUUUGAAGCUGGCUAUAGAAAACGCAGGUACAACGGUCAACGCAGACGUGGAGUUGGCGAAACACGGCUUGCAGUAUUACGACGAGAUAGCGAAAAACGGAUUCUCGUCCGAAAAAGACUUCGGACUUGUGUAUCAAUACGUAUAUCAAAAAUAA